CUAAGUAAAGCAAAAAUAAAAACCAAGUGACGAGUGAGUUUUGUGUUCCAAAUUUGCCUGUACAAAAUUCUACUUUCCAGAGAAAUGUCGCUGCUACGCAGAGUAAUGUGCCUCAGGGCUGCGUCCAACUCCUUGCAGUUCUUAAAUUCUGCUACCAAUAAAAACGCUUCUCGCUGCGCAUCCACCAAAGAUACCGAUGCUCCACUCGAUCCGAAAACGGCCUUGGCUCGUCCCGAGGAGUUGGAGCAGCACUGCCAAUUAAGCGAAACGAUCACCGUGCCCACAGCCGUGGAUUUGAGUCCCAUUUCCGGAGUGCCGUCGGCGCAGCUAAAGCAGCGUCGUGCACGCAUUCACCUGCCACCCAAGCAUGCGAUGCAAAGUGGCAUUAACAACCUCAAAAAGUGGCAGAUUGAGUUUGACAAUCGGGAGCGAUGGGAGAACCCACUAAUGGGCUGGGCCUCAACUGGCGAUCCUUUGUCCAAUUUAAAUUUGCAUUUCGGCAGCAAGGACGAGGCCAUCACCUACUGCGAACGCAAUGGCUGGCGUUGGUAUAUCGAUGCCAAAGAGCCCAAGCCCAAGGAGCAGAAGAAGAAAAGCUACGCAGACAACUUUUCGUGGAACAAGCGCACGCGUCUCUCCACCAAGUAGAUUUUGGGGCAGUUAAUUGGGCAGUUUGAACCUUCGGAGUACACAAAAAGAGAAAGGCAGCGCCCGAACCAAUCACAAAACGGUUUAGAAACUAUAAAU
Messenger RNA from Drosophila guanche, 747 nucleotides. RefSeq names its product NADH dehydrogenase [ubiquinone] iron-sulfur protein 4, mitochondrial-like. Gene Ontology annotation, biological process: electron transport chain. The transcript has 3 exons. Bases 85 to 648 code for a protein of 187 amino acids. NCBI's taxonomy places the organism in Eukaryota, Metazoa, Arthropoda, Insecta, Diptera, Drosophilidae. The record is from RefSeq and is a predicted model, not a curated record.